This is a messenger RNA of Perognathus longimembris pacificus (Pacific pocket mouse), 533 nucleotides long. Its product is annotated as interferon-induced transmembrane protein 3-like. The transcript has 4 exons. Gene Ontology annotation, biological process: response to type II interferon; host-mediated suppression of symbiont invasion; negative regulation of viral genome replication. The record is from RefSeq and is a predicted model, not a curated record. Bases 18 to 389 code for a protein of 123 amino acids. Gene Ontology annotation, cellular component: plasma membrane. Lineage: Eukaryota; Metazoa; Chordata; Mammalia; Rodentia; Heteromyidae.
UUCUGAUUGGCUCUGAGAUGCAAAAGGAACAGCAUGAGGUACUUGAGCUGGGGGGACCCCAUGGUUCUGCUCCCACGAUGACCACAGCCACCAUGAUCAGUAUGCCCAGUGACAUCCCCCUGCCUGACCACGUGGUCUGGUCCUUCUUCAACACGCUCUUCAUGAACACCUGCUGCCUGGGCUUCAUCGCCUAUGUCUACUCUGUGAAGUCUAGGGACAGGAAGGUGAUGGGUGACAUGGUUGGUGCCCAGAACUAUGCCUCUACUGCCAAAUGCCUGAACAUCUGCGCCUUGGUUGUCAAUAUCUUCUCUGCCCUUGUCCUCAUCAUCAUUUUCGCCUCUUACUAUGCAGCAGCCAUGCAAGCGUUCACCAGAACGACGAAUCCUUAGCGUGUCUAGCCCAUCCGUGUCCUUCACUCUCCACAUCUGGCCCCUCACCUGGUGCCUGAUCCCCAACCCAUCACAGCAUGCUUUGCAGCCAUGUCCACUCACACAUGGCCUGUGGUAGGAUCAAUAAAGUGUACACGAUUCUGA